AUGGUGUGCUCCAGCCCCGAGCUCGGAGCUCAGGGACAGCCGGGCUCCAGCGAGGAGGAGCAGCGUGCCACCGAGCCAGACCUGAUGUGGCUCGCCAACCUCACGGGUGCCCACAUCGGCUUGGCCCCGAUCCCCCAGGACCCCGAGGAUCGCUGCAGCAUCUGGGAGAAUCUGGUGAGCCUGGUGGAUUUCCAGUGCCCUGGAUUUCCCCUGACCUCGGAGGAGCUCUGUCACUACAUCGACAUUCCCCGCGCUCCGUCCUCCGCCCGCUCGGGCGCGGUGCCCGUGACCCUGCCCCGGGCCUGGAGCCCUCCGCUCCCGGAGGACAUCGACUACAAAACCAACCCGCACGUCAGGCCGCCCUACUCCUACGCCACCCUCAUCUGCAUGGCCAUGGAAGCCAGCGAGAAGCCCAAGCUCACCCUGGCAGACAUCUGCAAGUGGAUCAGGGACAACUUCAGCUAUUUCCGCCGUGCUCACCCCAGCUGGCAGAGCGCCAUCCGGCACAACCUGUGCAUCAACAAGCGCUUCGUCAAGGUGCCCCGGGAGAAGGGGGAGCCGGGCAGAGGAGCCUUCUGGAAGCUUCACCCCCAAUACGCCGAGUGGCUCAAGGACAGCACCUUCAAAGGGGGCAGAGCUCUUGCAGAGCACAUCCCACCAGCCUCCGGCAGAAGAGCCCAGCCAGGGGCACAGAGCGUCCCCAGCCCGGCAGCCUCGGCCUGCAGCUCCCAGAACAGCCUGGAGGUCGGCACGGAGCUGCAGCAGCUGCUGCAGGAGUUUGAGGACUUUGAAAGCAGCCAGAAGCCGGAUCCUGUGGAGAACCAAGAGGGGCAGCAGAGCGAGCAGCCCUGGCCCACACCACCGGCUGAGGCCUCUUGUGUUCCCAGCUGUGAAUCCGAGAGCCAGGAGGAGCCGGGCGAGCUGACCGAGCUGAAGGGUUUCACUGACUGGGAAGCUCUGCUCGGCCCCUUCCUGGAGCAAGGAGACUUCUCUGCUCCUGAGCAGCUGCAGCUCUCACCUUCCAGCCAGCCUGGAGCCUUCCCCCUGGACUCACCCAGUGCAGAGGGGCAGCUCCUGGGCUGGCCCCAAGAGCAGCAGCAAAUCAGCCCCACCGAGCUGGGCUUGGAUGAAACCCUGACGGCCACGGCUUUCCUGGAGGCUGCCUGGAACGAGGAGAUCGAGGAGAUCCUCUCCAACAACAUUUCUGUGGAGCAGGGGGCUGAAAACAUCCAGGCCUCUUUGCCUGAUGGGGAUCUCAUAGACUGGGACCCUCUGGCCCACUUAGAUCUCAUAGAGAUUUAAUAAUAAUAAUAAUAAUAGAGA
Parus major (Great Tit) is the source of this 1323-nucleotide messenger RNA. Its product is annotated as forkhead box protein J1-like. The transcript has 2 exons. Bases 1 to 1302 code for a protein of 433 amino acids. Gene Ontology annotation, biological process: regulation of DNA-templated transcription. Lineage: Eukaryota; Metazoa; Chordata; Aves; Passeriformes; Paridae. The record is from RefSeq and is a predicted model, not a curated record. Gene Ontology annotation, molecular function: DNA-binding transcription factor activity; sequence-specific DNA binding.